Messenger RNA from Diabrotica balteata, 625 nucleotides. Lineage: Eukaryota; Metazoa; Arthropoda; Insecta; Coleoptera; Chrysomelidae. The record is from the annotation of a GenBank genome assembly.
CGAAUUUACCAUUGUGAAAAUAUUUUCACAUUGUAAAAAUCUGUAAACAUCGGCGUAGAAUCGCCUUUAAUAUAUAAGUAUUUUAUAUAGAAUUAAUUCAAAAUGCCACCCAAGUUCGAUCCCACCGAAAUUAAAUAUGUUUACAUGAGAUGUGUCGGAGGUGAAGUUGGAGCUACCUCUUCUUUGGCUCCUAAAAUUGGUCCUCUAGGUUUGUCUCCCAAAAAAGUUGGUGACGAUAUCGCCAAAGGUACUGCUGAUUGGAAAGGUCUAAAAAUCACAGUUCAGUUGAAAAUUCAAAAUCGUCAAGCUACUAUUUCUGUAGUUCCAUCUGCCUCUUCCCUGAUCAUUAGGGCUCUUAAAGAACCACCACGCGAUAGGAAGAAGCAAAAGAACAUUAAACACAGUGGUAACAUUACUUUUGAUGAAAUCAUUGCUAUUGCCAGGCAGAUGAGGCCUAGAUCAAUGGCCAAACAGUUAUCUGGAACUGUAAAAGAAGUUUUAGGAACAGCCCAAUCAGUUGGAUGUACAAUUGAUGGUAAAGCAGCACAUGAUGUUAUUGAUGAGGUUAAUGAAGGGACCAUAGAAGUACCAGAUGAAUAAACUAUUAGAAUAUUUUUUCUAAGUU